AAAUCUCACGGACGCCUCUGCCAAUCCCACUUGUGAAGGCAGGAUGUCUCUACUUACAACUGUCCUUGCAGUAUUGCCCUUAUUUGUUGAUGCUGAUGUGGACCUUGCAUCACCGUUAGUGUUUGAUCCAAUAUUCUACGUCAACACUAACGCUGACCUCCACCAUUUGGGCAUCAACACUGAAGCCGCAGCUAAGCAACACUGGCUGUCGAAGGGGAUCAGCGAGGGACGACAGGGUUGUGGUAGCUUUCACUCAAGACAAUAUCUUAAAAGGUAUUCGGACCUUACCAAGGCAUAUGGCACCGACUAUCACCAAGCUGUCGUACACUACUUGAACCAUCAAAGCGAGAAAAGGCUGGGGUAUGUGGACGGAGGCUACAGCGGAAGAUGGACCAUAUCGAACCACGACCAUGACCUCUUCGUCAGUGCUUCUGGGCGGAUGGGAGGAGCCAUUGACAGCCUGGUCUGGGACAACAAGGAGUUCAUCAAUGCCUGGGAUCAUGGCAGAGAGCUUCAGAUGGCGACCAAUACUCACCCAUACGGGGAAUGCUUCAACCCCACAGAAGCUGGAGGUAGAGAUGACAGCAUCGGACCAAGCACAAAGUCCAAGAUUAUAAGUAUAUCAUCACACGGGAGCACCCUGAAAACAACAAAUCACCCAGCGUUCUGGCUACGUCAUGGCGGCCAUGAAGCCCCAGGAUCGAAAAACAGGAUAUGCUCAGGAGGCGCCCCUGCAAGAAACACUGUAGAUACUUACGGAUACGACUUCUCCAAAAAUGUUACAAUUGGUUGUGCAGGCAUGUCUCAUUGUAUCAAAUUUGAGUCAAUGUUCACAGUUGCCGGUGAGUGGCCGGCAGGAGUUACUACCCAUAAUUUUGAAGCGCCAACCGGCUACAUGACAAAGGACUUCCGUGUCCUUAAAGGUCUCAAUUUGGGUACUGGCCGGAUACAGCCUUACGCUAGCGGUCAGCCUGUUGUUCUUGCAACAUCAGAUCUCAAGCAUGCAAUGGGAGCCUACGCCCCGACAGGGCAGGACACGGAUGAGCCACACUACUACAGUGGAAUAGUCUUCGGAAGUGCCUUUCCCAGUGGAACCAGUAAAUGGGGAUCAGUGUUCCGGAAGAAAGCUUUCCCACAUGGAAGCUCAAACAAAUUAUUCUAUGUCACCUAUAUUUGUGUUGGGAGCCUUGACCAGGUUUCUGAGUGCCUAAAAAAGCUCCAUGCCACAUAUCCAAAGGUUUAGUACAUCAUCGUCUUUUACACUGAUUAAAGUGCUUAAAAGAUCUA
Haliotis rubra (blacklip abalone) is the source of this 1287-nucleotide messenger RNA. RefSeq lists its product as uncharacterized. The record is from RefSeq and is a predicted model, not a curated record. Bases 44 to 1243 code for a protein of 399 amino acids. The transcript has 4 exons. Lineage: Eukaryota; Metazoa; Mollusca; Gastropoda; Lepetellida; Haliotidae.